Molecule: messenger RNA, 4564 nt
Organism: Sander lucioperca (pikeperch)
Lineage: Eukaryota; Metazoa; Chordata; Actinopteri; Perciformes; Percidae
Gene: ralgapb
Product: Ral GTPase activating protein non-catalytic subunit beta
Exons: 32
Coding region: 4-4383 (1459 amino acids)
Biological process (GO): regulation of small GTPase mediated signal transduction; activation of GTPase activity
Molecular function (GO): GTPase activator activity
Source: RefSeq, a predicted model, not a curated record
AACAUGGACCAAUCAGUGUGCAUUGGGAGGGGCCAUGUGAGCGUGCUCAGUUGCUUCCCGCCCUCUGUGGGCCGAGACGUUACUGUUGCCGUGGUGAAGCCCCUACGAGCCGGCAUGAGAAACCCCGACACCCGCAGCCUGCUGCACACAGACAGCCAGGUGAAGUGGACGAUGGAGGUGUUGUGCUACGGCUUGACUCUCCCAUUGGACGGAGACACCGUGCAGCUCUGCGUAGACGUCUACACUGAUUGGCUGACAGCCCUGGUUUCCCCGAGAGACUCCUUUCCUCCACCAAUCAGCAGAGAGCCCAACCUGUACACCCAGAAGAUCCUGCGACACCUGGGCGGCCUCUUCCUGUCCAGGUCGGAGCAGGCGAGUCCCGUCUACCUGUCUCUCUGUCAGCAGGUGUUAAUUGCAGUUCAGUCAUUGGCCAGAGAGAGCGCUGUGAUGAGUGGAGACACCUGGGAGACGCUGCUGCACUUCCUGCUGCGCAUCAACAACAACAUGCUGGCUCCGCCCACAACCACAGAUGUGUCGGAGCAGCUGUCUCACCUGUCGAUGGCAGUACUGUUUGAGGUCUGGUUGCUGUCUUGUUCUCGGUGUUUCCCGUCUCACUCUCUGUGGCAGACGGCCAGACAGAUGUUGAGCAGCUGGAGACAUCAACUGGCUGUGGUGGAGCAGUGGAGCCGAGUCAUGGCUGCCCUGACCUCCAGGUUGUUGGUGUUGAGCUUCGGUCCGUCCUUCCCUCACUUAAAAGUCCCAGAUGAAGACGCUGCUCUGAUCCCGACAGACAUGGACGACCAGCGAGUCCCCCAGACCUGGUUCAGGUUCCUGCACCUGCUCAGUAAUCCGGUGGACCUCAGUCGACCCGUGGUUGCUGGUUCGACUCCUUCCCACCCCGAGGAGGCGAUGCGAGGAGGUGGCCGGCUGCCAAACAUCUUCUUCAGAGCCAUGAAAGGAGUCGGCACGAUGGUCGACGCCUUCCUGGGUGUGACUGUAGUCAACAAAGACCCAACAGAGCAGCAGCUGUCAAACACUGGAGUUACACCGAGGAUCCAUUUCAGAGACCGGCUGCCUUCUCUCGGUGUUGCUGUCGCCAGGAGCCCGUUUAAAGACCGCCUCCCCUCCUAUGGUAUCUCUCGACCUCGUUCUGGCAGCGCCCCCCCCAUCCCGGUGAACAUACUGAGCGUGCACAGUACCCCCCCCUCCACCACUUCUUCAACUUUACACAACACACGACUGAAACCUGUCAAUGUUUCCAAGGCAACCAGCAAACCUCCCACGACAUCUUCCUCCACCCAUCACUGGAAGUCUUCCUCCCAUCCUCCCCCAUCCUCCCCCCGACACCCUCCGUCCCCCCUCAGGUGUAACGUGGACUCCCUGCUCCACCUGUUCGGCGGAUGGCUGUUUGAUGCCGCUCUGAUCCACUCUGCCGGUAAUGUCACGGUGAUGUCAGAGCGGUGGGCGGCCGGUCGAGCCGAGGCGUGUGGAAUGCUCUGCAGAAUCUUCUCCUGUAAGAAAACCACAGAGGACAUCCUGUCCGUCUACCUGUCCAGGUUCUACCUGGUUCUGCUGAGGGGUGUCCAGGUGUCGGAGGAGGCGUGUCCUCCGGUCCUGGCCUCCAUCCUGCUGAACUCCACCUGUCUGUUCUGCUGCGACCUGAGAGGAGUCAACCUGCUGUUCCCCUGCUUCCUGUUCGCUGUGGAGAGCGUGCUGCUCGACAGAGAGCUGUUAAGGUUUAAGAGUUUUGUGAGACCGGUGGAUUUACGGCGAGCCUCCAUCUUGGUCCUGCUGUCCCUGCUGCCCCUCCCCCUGCAGUUAGGAUCUGUCCAAUCAGAGGUUUUAUUGGAUGGGAAGUUCAGUGGUGAUGAUGUCACAGCAGGUAACUUCCUGUCUCUGAAGCCCCGCCUCCGCAGCGUUCUGAUUGGAGCUCUGCAGACGGAGACUGACACCACCAACACUCAGAUUCUACUCGCGGCCAUGUUGAAUCUGGUUCAGGACUCGGCUCUGUUCGAGGCUGCAGGACAAACUCAGCAGCAAACUGAGUCCUGGCAAGAUGGAGCCAGUAGACCCCAAUCGACCGGGACAACCAGAGGAACCAGUGGAACCAGUGGAACCAGAGGCCCGAGUGGACACAGUGGAACCAGUGGACCCAGUGGAACCAGAGGCCCGAGUGGACACAGUGGAACCAGUGGACCCAGUGGAACCAGAGGACUGAGUGGACCCAGUGGAACCAGAGGACCCAGUGGACCCAGUGGAACCAGUGGACCUAGUGGAACCAGUGGAACCGGCGUCCAGUCAGCAGAGAUCCUGUGGGUUCAGCUUGUCCGUCUGCUGACUCAGCGUCUGAUGGCUCAGUGGAAGAAUGACUCUGCAGUUUGUCUGUCGGCACUAGAAGUACUGGCAGGACUGGCAAAGGUGGAGGUGAGUGUGGAGGAGAGCGAGAGCAGACGAGCGCUCUCUUCAGUCUGUAGUUACAUCGUGUUUCUGUGCAGUCGUCCUCCUCCUCUUCACUCCAGAGAUCUGCACUCCAUCAUCGUCGCUGCUUUCUACUGUCUCAACGUCUGGCUAACACAGCACCCCGCCAUGCUCCACCACCAGGAGUGUCUGUUGGAGGUGCUGGAGAUAGUGGAGUUGGGCAUUUCAGGCAGUAAGUCUGGAAAGGAACAGGAAGUGAGAUGUAAAGAGGAGAAAGAACUAAACCCCUCCUCUCUAAGGGUGAAGGAGGCCGCGGAAGCUACGCUGAACUGUGUGAUGCAGGUUUCGGGGGCCUUUCCGUUGCUUGGCGACCAGCUGGAUGAGGAUGCUCUGAUUGGCUGCUCCACUCUGAGUGACACCAGUGUGAAGAAGUUCAGAUAUUUUGUGGUGGGCAGCUCGGUGAUCCUCGCCAUGCUCGAACGACCACCGGGGCCGGGAGAACCGGGGCCAGGAGAAGUGGGAGAAGCGGGACCGAGAGAAGCAGGACCGAGAGAACUGGGGCCCGAACCGGGAGAAGUGGCGAAGUGUCCGUCGCUCACCGUGCUGAUCCGAGGAGCGUCAGGGCGCCACAGCUGGACGCUACAGCUCCAGCUGCAGCCCCGAGACGGAAGGACAGCCACACAGCAAACUCUGAUCCCAGAGCAGCGUGGAGUCGCCCAGGAGGAUUCUGGGAUACGAUGUGGUGUCAAACAUCAGCUGUUUCCUGACAACAUGGGCAGAGUUUCUUUAGUAAAAGCAGAUCUAAGUAUUCCACUCCUGGACGACAUCGUCACGGACAAGGUGCAUUGGCAGCUGCAGCAUCUGCAGGCCGCGUUGAAGACGCAGCGGCUGGUUGAGGCUCAGCCGCAGGUCAGCGGACGCUCGGUUGUCAUGACGAUCUGCAGGCCGCCUCCUCCAAUCAACAGCUUCCAGACAGCGAGACUCUUCCUGUCCCACCUGGGCCUCCUCACUCCAGAGACCCUGAAAAGUCCCGGCAGUGUCCCGCCUCAGCUGCUGUCUCUGGACUCGUCUCUUCCUGGUUUCUCCGACGAUCUGAAAAGAUUGGAUGAGCUGCCGUCCAGAAACUGUGACUCUGCCUCCAUCUUCUACAUGAGAGCAGGACAGAGGACAGCUGCUGAGAUCCUGAGGAACGUGGAGUCUAGCUGCAGCGUCCCGUCUUACUUCCUGGACUUCCUGUCAUCUCUCGGUUGGCCGGUAGAGGUGGGGCGACGCCAGAAGGGCGGAGUCAGCACCAACUGUUCAGAAUUCCCUGCUGUGCUGGGUGACAGUGGAGGCGGCGUGUUUGAUGGCGAGAGGUUCGUCCUGAUGUAUGUUGACGCUCUGACAGAGAUCACCUUCAUCGUCCCUUCGUCAUCAUAUUCAGCUGAUUGGUCGAAGAGUCCAGAGGAGGCGGAGCCUCUGACCAGCCAGCAGAGUAAUACUGACCUCCUCAGCCAACACUCCGCCCUCCCACCCACAAGGUCUCCAGUUGAAGACAUGAAGUCUUUUCGUGGCUCUGAAUCUAAACUCCUGAUUGUCUGGGUCGAACGCUUCGAGGAUAUCGAGAGUUUCCCUCAGACUGAGCUGCUAUCAGAGACACAAAGUCACACCAGCAUGUCAAACAUCCAGCUCAUCUUCAUCCAUCCUCUGAAAACGGGACUUUACCGGAUCUGUUUCCGUGGAAACGCCACUAGCAAGUUCAGUCUGGUUGUCCCAUUGGUCAACGGGAGUGUGGUCAGCAAACGCUCUCUGGGUUUCCUGGUCAGAGAGACAGUGAUCAACUGUUGCCAUCGGCGACGGCUAGAGAGUGACUCCACCCUACCGUCCCAUGUCAGAAGGAAGCAGAUGAUCAAUGACAUCAUCUUUCGCUACCGCAGCCGCCACUCUGAACCCGCCUUUUACACCGCCCUCUUCCAGGACCCCUGAACCCCAAACUUUAAGCCCCCUUCCAGGACCCCUGAAUCCCAAACUUGAAUCCCUCUGACAGAAGGGUUAGGGGUUAGGAGCCCUGAACCUUUUCAACAGACAGCUGAAUGUGACUAUUAUAGUUUAUGUUUUGGUAUAAUGUCAGAUUAUCACUUAGUGUUUGAUGUGAUUCUACAUGAAU